Rhododendron vialii is the source of this 2551-nucleotide messenger RNA. RefSeq names its product zinc finger CCCH domain-containing protein 68-like. The record is from RefSeq and is a predicted model, not a curated record. NCBI's taxonomy places the organism in Eukaryota, Viridiplantae, Streptophyta, Magnoliopsida, Ericales, Ericaceae. Bases 269 to 2326 code for a protein of 685 amino acids. Gene Ontology annotation, molecular function: metal ion binding. The transcript has 4 exons.
AACACUGCACAGUACUACUCCUACUAAUAUAUCUCAAUCUGGAGCAAUGGAGGCUUCUUCUAGGGUUUCCUGAGAGCCUGCGCCAAUCUUAUUGGGGUUUCAAUAUCUCAAUCUGGGGGAAAAAAAAAAAACCAAUUCAUAUCACUGAGAGACUAAUAUCGUUGUAAUUAGGUGGUAUUUGAAAUCUCUGAAUCGACCUUAAAUCGUGUUUCCCGAACAAACUGAAGCAGAAAAGUUAUACUCCUGUAUUAAUGUGUUUAAUCAAAGCAUGAAGCGAUUGAAGAACUCGAAAAGGGUUUCGUGGGCUUCGGGUGCUAAGCUCUGUCAGGUAAAGUUCUUUCUAUCCAAGGAUUGUCCUUCAAAGGUUAGUCUGCAAGCUCAAGAUUGUCUGCGAGCAAAGACAUGGGCAUCAUGUUUGAAAAAUGAUCACUCUGUCAACCAUCACUCCAGGUUUGAAGGGGGAUGUUCUACGGAUCCACCACAAGAAAAACCGUCUGACAUAGCUCAGAUUAAAUGGAAAUGCCCCCCUAAAUUGGGAUUGAGUUAUAAUUGGCAUGUGGUUGCUGGAGAAGAGAGCGAAGAGGCAGAAACUCAAAAGCAUAGGGAAAUGAGAGUGCUUGAAGCAGUUUAUCCUCGUAUGUCUGACAUUCCUCACAGUCCCUCCCUUCCGUUGGACUCGCAAGAAUACCAACUUGAUGAUAGCCGCAUCCCUAUCAUCUCGAUCACUCCCAUCGAAGAAGAAGAGGCAGUAGAUCUUCUGUCUGACAUGGCACCACUACAAAAUUCUUCCUUUGAAGCACAAUCACCAGCCCUUCCCCAAAGUUUGUUAUCCAUGAACCCUGAUGCACCACAAAGUGAUCCUCAACCCUAUGUAAAGUCAUCUGCCAAUGAAAAACCUGUACCUGAGGUGCUACCAGGUUUUCAAGCCGAUGUAGGUGUUGCUGUUGUAGCUGCAAUAACUGCAAUCCUGAAGAGCAAAGAACAGGGAAGCAUAAUUGACACUGACUUGCUCAUAAAAGUUCUCAGCGACCCAAAAAUGAUUGAGAUACUGGUUAGUGAGCAACCUGCUCCUGACAAUGCCAAAACUGAACCUGUCUAUGGGUCAAUACCAAGUCUAGUUGCUGAAAUGAUUAAUAAAGAUGGGAUACUUACAGAUACAGGAAGUACAUCCAUUUCUGGAUCAAAUGUUGUUACAUUCUCAGUUGCCGCAUCUUCCCUAAGGCAUGAUCCAGUAAUUAAAAAGUUGGAUAAUGAACUUGGAGCAGCUGCCAAUAUAGGAGCUCCAAAUCUGACACCAUCAGUGGCAGUACCCUGGCUAAAUCCUGAUCCAGUGAUUGAAAAACUGGUUCAGAAGUACGGAGCACCCAUUGACAACGGAAUUUCUGUACCUCUUUCUGGGUCAAAGCCAUCCAGUCCAAAACCUGAUCCAUUGAUGGAUAAAUUGAUUCAGGAACACAUAGCACCCGCCGUUACAGCAGUUGCGGCCUCUGUUUCGGGAUCAUACCCAAUGACAUCCAGGGUUGCUUUUCCCAGCCCAAAAUCUGUUCCAGUGGUUAAGAAAUUGAUUCACGAGCGGGGAGUGCCCAAUGAUGCAGGAAGUGCACCAUUUUAUUUGGGGAAGUUACAGACACCACCGCCUUUUUCUCUUCCCAACUUAACACAAGAGGAUGUAAAGAUCAAAAGGAUGAGCGAUGGAUAUGGAAUACUCGAUCGCAUAGGCAACGAACCCAUUUCUAGAUCAAUGCCAUUGUCGAACAUGGAUUUGAUGUCUAGCGCAAGUAAGAAUUUACGCCUGUUAUCGAAGACAGGGGACACUGGAUUACAGUUCAAGGGACUCUCACCAGAUCACGCAAGGCCAAACUUGAGUACAUUGCCAUGUGUGGCGCAAGCCAGUUCCCUGGCGAAGGCAUUCUCACUGGAUAGUGCUCCAGUAUCCGUAUUCUCAGCCAUUUCUGCUGCCCCUCCAGUAAAGGACAUCAAUUACAUGAAGAGCCUGAUCAGACUACAUGGAGAUAUUCAUGAAACUCAGGAUUUUUCUCUCUCACAAUCCGGAAAAUUUGAUGUUCACUUUCAUGACAUGAAACGGGCACCAAGUCUUAUACCUAUUGAACUGAAACCAAAGUCUCACGUUCUUCAGAAACCGUGCAUCUAUUUUAAUAGCCCAAAGGGAUGCCGAAAUGGCUCUAAUUGCCUUUACCGGCAUGAUAUGCCUAGAAAAUUGCAGCCUGGCAGUGGGUUGGAGAUCCCACAUGCGAAGAGGCUGAAACUCGGCGGGGAGAACAUUGGAAGGACACAAGGGGUUCUCCAAACAAGUAACUUUCACUGACAGAGAGCCUUCGACACAUCUCUUUCACCUUUGCCACAGUUUUGACACUACUUUUUUCACAUUUGCAAAGCAUGAAGAAAUUUUCACAGAUUUUAUGCUGUGCUACAUAGAUUUUACAGGGGGUUUUCACCUAUGUGCAGAGUUGUUUCCUGAUGCAUCAGAUUGGCCCUAGAAUUUUGCAAUUUUUGAAGAGAUCUGAGCAAUUCUUUUCUGCGCCUUCUAAAA